Messenger RNA from Thlaspi arvense, 1952 nucleotides. The record is from the annotation of a GenBank genome assembly. Lineage: Eukaryota; Viridiplantae; Streptophyta; Magnoliopsida; Brassicales; Brassicaceae.
AAAAAAAAGAAAAGAAAAAAGAAUUGUGAAUAAUCGUGAAUGUGACAGGUUUACCUGUCCGGUUGUUUCAGCUCCCUACCCAAUUUUUGGUUCGAUCGAGAAUCUUCUGAUCAGCACUUUCUAACAAUUUGAGCUGAUCUCAAUGGAAAAUCGCUCGAUAGGGUUCUGGGCGGUGUGGAUUUUGCUCGUCGGAAGCUUGAUCGGCGUUUCCGAUGCGUCGAUUCACGAGUACAAGAACGAAAGGUUCACUGUACGAGCUAAUGCUCGAUUCUUCCAUGGCGGAAGCGAAGGCCUUUACGCUUCCACGUUUCAGGAUGUGAACGCUUCUUCUGAUAAACCUCUUAAAGGAAAGUCCUUUAUAAGGUUUGAUGAGGUGACAUUUGUGAGGACGAUGGAAUCUGCUAGCAAACAGAACCCAAUGCAGUCAACUUCAGGGUUGGUUGAAGCAAUAAUACUUGAAGUGAAAGACCGUGAGAGAAUCGGUGGAUCUUUCCUCAAAAGCGACGACAUUUGCUGCACCCCUGAGCUCGCUGAUACUGGAUCUUGCACACUAGGGGAAGUUAUCAUUAGGAGAGAUGAUUCUAACAAUCUCGAGUGGCCAAGACAGAUCAAGACUUUCUUUAGAGGGAACAAGACAGAAACCAAAAUGUCCCCUGAAGAUGUGGUUAUAAACAAGACAGGGAUGUACUAUCUUUAUUUCAUGAUUUGUGACCCGGAGCUUGACGGUACUAUAAUCAGAGGAAGAACAGUUUGGAAGAACCCUGAUGGUUAUUUACCUGGAAAGGUUGCUCCUUUGAUGAAAUUCUUCGGGUUUAUGUCGUUAGCUUAUCUUUUGCUGGGACUCGUUUGGUUCCUGAGGUUUGUUCAGUUCUGGAAAGAUAUCAUUCAGCUUCACUAUCAUAUCACUUUGGUUAUUGCUCUUGGUAUGUGUGAAAUGGCUGUUAAGUACUUUGAGUAUGCUAAUUUCGACUCGACUGGGAUGAGGCCGAUGGAUGUUACUCUGUGGGCUGUGACUUUUUCUUCCAUUAAAAAGACGCUUUCGAGGCUGCUUCUUCUCGUCGUCUCUAUGGGUUAUGGUGUUGUGAAGCCUACACUUGGUGGCAUAACCUCGAGGGUGCUUCUUCUUGGCGUCAUCUAUUUCGUUGCAACGGAGGCUCUUGAGUUGGUUGAGCAUUUGGGAAACAUCAAUGACUUUUCUGGGAAAACUAUGAUAUAUUUGGUGAUUCCUGUGGCGUUACUUGAUGCUUGCUUUAUCCUGUGGAUCUUCUCAUCGUUGGCAAGAACCCUUGAGAAACUUCAGAUUAAGAGAAACAUGGCUAAGCUUGAGCUUUAUAGGAAUUUCACUAAUGCACUAGCUAUCUCUGUUCUGCUCUCCAUUGCUUGGAUUGGUUUUGAGCUCUACUUCAAUGCAAAUGACCCUCUAAGCGAGCUCUGGCGAGUGGCAUGGAUCAUUCCAGCUUUCUGGAAUCUACUUUCUUAUGGUCUAUUAGCAGUCAUAUGCAUCCUUUGGGCUCCAUCGAACAAUCCCACCAGGUAUUCAUACUUAGCGGAAACAGGGGAUGACUUUGAAGAAGAAGGUGUUUCAUUGACGGGUAGUGGAAUUAAGAGUACAAGCGACAUUGAAAGGAAUGAACUAAUAUACGGGCUUGCAGACGACAUCGAGGAGGACAAGCGUGAGUAAGCUUCAGGACACAAGCAUUUAGAAGUUUUUAGUGUAAGUCUUGAGAAUCCGGUUUGUAACUUUUAUGUAAAUCUCUUAACCUUUGUGCAUGAGUAAGUUGUUUUCUGACCCUUAAGGAGUUAUUUACUCAGAUCAUAGUUCUUGUAGUCUUAUUUGGUUACUAUAAGGAGAAAAGCCUAUAUACCGACUGUUUACUUACGGAGUUUCAAAAGGAAUUUUUUUAUACAUUAGAGACUUGAGAUAUUCGUCAACACGUUGAUCAUCAUCGUAG